AUGUCGGGGAUGGCGGCGGCGGUGGCGAAGGAGCGGGCGGCGGCGCUGGGCGCGGGGCGGCACGACCGCGCCGUCCCCUACCUGGGCCAGGACUUCGGGGCCCUGCGGCAGGAGUGCCUGCAGGAGGGGCGGCUCUUCCAGGACCCCUCCUUCCCCGCCGGCCCCACCGCCCUCGGCUACCGGGAGCUGGGGCCCAGCUCCUACAAGACGCAGGGCGUCGUCUGGCGCAGACCCACGGAGCUGUGUUCCAGCCCCCAGUUCGUAGCCAGCGGAGCCACUCGCACAGACAUCUGCCAAGGGGCCUUAGGGGACUGUUGGCUCUUGGCCGCUAUUGCCUCUCUCACCCUGAAUGAAGAAAUUCUGGCCCGUGUUGUUCCCAAAGACCAGAGCUUCCAGGAUAGAUAUGCAGGAAUUUUCCACUUCCAGUUCUGGCAGUACGGGGAGUGGGUGGACGUCGUGGUGGACGACAGGCUGCCCACCAAGAACGGGGAGCUGCUCUUCGUGCACUCGGCCGAGGGCAGCGAGUUCUGGAGCGCGCUGCUGGAGAAGGCCUACGCCAAGCUGAACGGAUCGUAUGAGUCUCUCUCUGGUGGCACCACCACUGAAGGCUUUGAGGACUUCACCGGUGGAAUUGCAGAAUGGUAUGAGCUGCAGAAGGCACCACCCAACCUCUUCAAAAUCAUUCAGAAGGCACUUCAGAAAGGCUCUCUCCUUGGCUGCUCCAUUGAUAUCACCAGUGCAGCAGAGACGGAGGCGGUCACUUCCCAGAAGCUGGUGAAGGGACACGCGUACUCGGUCACCGGGGCGGAGGAGGUGAACUUCCGAGGAACGGUGCAGAAGCUGAUCAGAAUCCGAAAUCCCUGGGGGGAAGUGGAGUGGACCGGAAAAUGGAACGACAACUGCCCUAACUGGAAUGGUGUUGACCCUGAGGUACGGGAGCGGCUGACCAGGAGGCAUGAAGAUGGAGAAUUUUGGAUGGCAUUCAAUGACUUCUUGAGACAUUACUCCCGCCUGGAGAUCUGCAACCUGACUCCAGACACCCUGGCAAGUGACAGGUACAAGAAGUGGAGCCUGCUGAAGCUGGAUGGGAACUGGAGGCGAGGAGCCACUGCAGGGGGCUGCAGGAAUUACCCAAACACUUUCUGGACGAAUCCACAGUAUUUAAUCAAGCUGGAGGAAGAAGAUGAGGAUCCUGAUGAUCCUGAGAGGGGCUGCACUUUCCUCAUUGGCCUGAUUCAGAAGCACCGGCGGAAGCAGAGGAAGAUGGGAGAGGACAUGCAUACCAUCGGUUUUGCAAUCUAUGAGGCAAGUAAGGCAUUUUCUGGCCAGACGAAUAUUCAUCUGAGCAAAAACUUUUUCCUGACCAACAAAGCAAGGGAAAAAUCGAACACCUUUAUCAACCUCCGAGAAGUGCUGAACCGGUUCAAGCUCCCUGCAGGAGAAUAUAUCGUCGUGCCCUCAACCUUUGAACCCAACAAGAAUGGGGAUUUCUGUCUGCGAGUCUUCUCUGAAAAAAAUGCAAACUCCACGGUCAUAGAUGAUGAAAUUGAGGCCAAUUUUGAAGAGACCGAGAUCAGUGAAGAUGACAUCGAACCCAGCUUUAAAAAGCUUUUUGGACAGCUAGCAGGAAGUGAUGCAGAGAUCUCCGCGUUCGAACUGCGCAACAUCUUGAAUAAAAUUAUGGCUAAACGCAAAGAUAUUAAAUCUGAUGGCUUUAGUAUUGAGACAUGCAAAAUAAUGGUUGACCUGUUAGAUAAUGAUGGGAGUGGUAAACUGGGACUGAAGGAGUUCCACACCCUCUGGACAAAGAUUCAGAAAUACCAGAAAAUUUACAGGGAAAUCGAUGUGGAUCGAUCUGGUACCAUGAAUUCGUAUGAGAUGAGGAGAGCACUGGAAACAGCAGGGUUCAAAUUGAAUUGCCAGUUACAUCAAAUCAUUGUGGCUCGUUUUGCUGAUGAAGACCUCAUCAUUGACUUUGAUAACUUUGUCCGGUGUUUGAUUCGGCUGGAAACCUUGUUCAAAAUGUUUAGAAAACUGGAUACUGAGAAAACUGGAACAAUAGAAUUGAACCUUGUUAAUUGGCUGUGCUUUACUGUCAUUUGAGCCACUGACAUCAGUUCAAGAGACCUCAAAGAGAGCAAGAUCAGAUGAAGCUAAUCAAGCAAACAUACAAGUAAUAUCUUAACAUGAACGUGCCUUAACUUAUGCAUGGCAAAUGUUGCACACAGUUACAAGAAGGAAAGUGUUCUACUUCAACAACAGCAGAAUCUGCAACCUCAUUUUAAUGGGUCUGACAGUCUUUAUGUACUACUAUAUAUCCUCUGUACAAAAGCUUUAAUUUAGUAUAAAUCCUCAGUACAACUUUUGAAAAUACAAAUCUUUGUAUUUAAGGUGUUUUACAUGACUUCUGGAAGAAAGCUCAUUAUAGCUUAGACAGUUUGGUUUAAUAAGUGCUUUUUGAGUAACAGCUCCACUCUAUCCUGCAUACCUGAAACUAGAAAAGGGAUGGUAUUGCAUAUCACUGAAUACAGAUGUUUAGGUAACAUUAUGGGUCCCUUGUGUGCUUUCUGUCAAGCCCUAGCAUUAUUCUGGUUAAAUAUUCUUUGAAGAAUUUGAGUAGCAAGUAUAUGUUUGACCAAACUGAAGGACAAGUCGGUAAAACUGGGCACUCCUGACCAUUGCUGUGCCUAUAGCAGGAGGCUGUGGGCAACCAGAUGCUUGCAAGAGAAAGCCCAUGCUCGCAGGUAUCUUAUUUAUCUUCCUUUGCAAUACAAGAAAGUAUUUAAAUAAAAAGUUAUUCCUUCUGCAA
This is a messenger RNA of Harpia harpyja (harpy eagle), 2809 nucleotides long. Its product is annotated as calpain-2 catalytic subunit. Gene Ontology annotation, cellular component: cytoplasm. Lineage: Eukaryota; Metazoa; Chordata; Aves; Accipitriformes; Accipitridae. Gene Ontology annotation, biological process: proteolysis. The record is from RefSeq and is a predicted model, not a curated record. The coding region runs from base 1 to 2103 and encodes 700 amino acids. Gene Ontology annotation, molecular function: calcium ion binding; calcium-dependent cysteine-type endopeptidase activity. The transcript is spliced from 20 exons.